This is a messenger RNA of Prorocentrum cordatum, 1378 nucleotides long. The record is from the annotation of a GenBank genome assembly. Lineage: Eukaryota; Dinophyceae; Prorocentrales; Prorocentraceae.
UAUACGAAACCCAAAACUGCAGAUGUUGCUCGCCAGCACCUUCAAUGCCACGCACAGCUCUUCCAUCAUGGGCUCGAUGGAGGGCGACGACGACGACCGCGUGGAGCAUUUUGCGAUCAGCAUCAGCGUCCUAGCGGUCGUUGUCCUGUGGGUCCUGGCGCACAGGAGCUUCCUCAGGUCCACCGAGCAAGACUCCAGCCAGGAAGCCACACCUGCCGAGCGAGUGCAGUUGAUGUGGCUCGGCGCCCUCGCCACUGGGUCCUUCUUGCAGCUGGCUGUGCAACUUGGUCUGGCCAUGAUGUCUGGAUCCCUGACACUUAUCGCUGAUAUGGGCCACGCCUGCGCCGACGUGGUGAGCUACAUAGCCACCUACUUGGUCGAGUGCACCAAGGUAGACUUGAUGCGCAAGACUCAUAGCGACACUCAGCGUACCGUCGCCAGGAUUGACGCGGCGUCGGGGCUGCUCAGUUGCAUGCUGGUCGCAGGCACUAGCGCGCACGCUGCUAUCGAUGCUAUCCGCAGGCUGCGGGGCGGCAGCGAACCAGAUGGCACUUCCAUCGGGUUCGCGAUGCUCAUGUUCGCCUGCUUCAGCACCGUAGUGAACGCGGCGCUGCUCGCAGCCCGGUACGUUGGUCCCUUGGCUCCGCCCGCCGAGCCGUCCGAGCUGCAGCCGCUGCUCGCUCCGAGGGUGCCGCCGGUGCCGUCGCCGGCCGUGCCGAGCGGCGGCCGCGAGCGGCCAGGGAGGGGCAGGAACCGCGGGCUGCAGAUUCUGCACGCCGCGCUCCACCCCAGCUGCCGAGACCCCGGCUGCAGCGACGCCGACUGCGAUCGGGGGAACGGCGCGCCCUCGUCCUGGUCGGCCAACCUGAACAUGCACGGGGCCCUGCUGCACCUGGCGACCGACGUGAUCCGCAGCAUCGUGGUCCUGGCCGCGGGCCUGCUGCUGCAGGCCGGGGUCCUGAGAGACGCUGGGCGCGCGGACGCCGUGUGCGCGCUGGUGGUGGGGUUCUGCGUCCUCGCCGGGAGCGCCGCCUUCCUGGGCUCCUCGCUCACGAGCCUGCGCUCCGCUCUCUCCAGCGCCAGCGGGGCGAAAGGGGCGCAGACCGAGGCCUGGCGCGGCCUCGUGGAGGUCUGAGCUGGGCCCUGCGCGCGGCGGUGGCUGGCGAGGCCGCGGUGCAGCGGCGGGCCCAGCCGCGCUGCGUUUGGAGCGACGGGCCCCGUCGCAGCCGGCUUCCAUGCUGGCCUUACCUCGUUUCCCCUGCGCGAGCCCCUGGCGUCUCUGCUUUUUUUUGGCGACCGCCUGGAGCCUGAGCGGCUCAGUCUGUUCCUUCCCUGGUGCCUUGCCCGACGAAGUUGUCCCGGCCGACUGCUCCCCCUG